CUCCCGAGUAAGGACGAAGUUCUGGAAGAGCAAAACUAGCCCACUCGACGGUUAAUCAGCACGCCAACUAUCCUUGCCAGCAAAUCCGAGUUCCGAGUCUCCCCAUGCUUUCUCGGUCGAUCCAAAUUCUUGACCGAUUCAUUUGAUCUGAAACUGCUGGUGAGGCUAUUCGUAAGGCAAAUCAAACUCAGAAGACACUCUCGAUGCGACAAAACCACAAGAGCUCACACGACAUUCGUGGCAAUGUGCGAACAGCAGUUAGAGCGACACAAGCCAACCACACGGACCUCCAGUUCCAGUUCCAGUUUUUCUUUUGAAGCGAAACGUGCGAAGGUAUCAGGCUUUAUCUCGGCAGGUCGACGACAGCUCCUUAAGCACUAGCACUUCACCCCUUUUCUUCAAAGUGUAUUCCAACCGCUCAAGCCAGUGCAUCUCGGACAACGGACGUGCGAGAAACUCCACGCAAAGCAAAACUUGCCACCGAACGUGUACCUGUUUUUGUGACGUGUGUGUGUGAAAUAAUUAAACCGCCAAAAUAAAGCUCAAAAUGGACGGAUCCUCGGUGAGCCCCCUUCCCUGUGAGGCUCCGCUAGCGAUGAUGGAGAGCGAAAAGACACCGCCGAGAAGUCCCAGCCAGCACGAUAUGCCACCGCCGCCGGACGAAAAGAGAUAUGACGACGACGAUGAUCGCGUCUGGAACUGUGGCGCAUGGUUCGAGUACAUACUGGUGGUGGUCGUUUCGUCGAUCCUGCUCAUCGCAGCCUCGGUGCUGACCAUCUUCUGGACGAUCUACUACCGGAAGGGCUUCAACAUGGACGACCCGAAGCUACAGUUCAACCUCCACCCAGUGCUCAUGAUCGGUGGCUACAUCACGCUGUCAGGAUUCUCUAUUCUGCUCUACCGAAUCUGCCGAUGCUGCUCGCAUUUGAUCGUGAAGCUGUGCCAUACCUUCUUCCAUGCCUGCUCGAUCCCCUGCAUAGUGAUCGGCUUCAUGGCUGUUUGGGACUCGCACAACCAGCAACAGAUUCCGAACUUCUACUCGCUGCACUCCUGGCUCGGCAUGAUCACGAUGGGACUGUUUGCGCUCCAAUUUGUGCUAGGAUUCUUUAGCUUCCUGAUUCUGCUGUGCUGCGAGAACGCAACCUACAAGUUCCGCUCCACAAUGGUUCCCAUCCACGCUAGCUUCGGUGUGGCCACGUUCAUGCUCGCCAUCGCUACCGCCGUAACCGGUUUGACCCAGAAGGCUCACUUUGAACUCGGCGAAAAUUACUCCCAAACCGUCGAGGAGGGCAUCAUAAUGAACUCGAUCGGCGUCAUCCUGACCGGGCUCGGUAUCAUCAUUCCGUUUGCCGUGCGUCGCUCCAACUCUCCGGCCAACUGCAAGGUUUACGUCACGGAACGUAUCUAAGCAAGCAAUCGUGUGUGUGUGUUUUUUAAAUAUAUGUGCUAAUAAUGAUCGGAUUAAAUAAUAUACGAUUCCAAAACAAAAAGGAUCGAAGGCCCACCCCGCCAAAACACAAUCGAUGCAAGUCGGCGGCGAAACCGAGGCGGCGAGCGAAGGGGAUGAUGAUGAAUUCAAAUUAACGCGUUGUCAAACGCAAAGUAAGCGCAAAUCGACAUCGCCGCAAUGUCGUCUAUUUAUGGAUCGAAGAAUAGUUAAUAAAACCCGUAUUUACAUUUAGUUUACACCGAUCGUGCGACGCAAGGUGGUGCAACGAUUUUUAUCAACAGUCAUCAUUCCUACACCAUACCAUGUAUUGUAAAGUGCAAAGAAAAAGAGUUAAGAAAUGCUAAAAAAGUGUUUUGUUGUUUUAAAAUUUGUUUCCUCUUGCCGAUAGUUUAUUGGUUGGCGUUUGCGCCAACAGCCACAAGCAAACAGGAAAAUUGUUGAUGAACGUUAUUUAUUGCAGUAUCCCCAAACGGCACGUUUAUCUUCAAAGCUUUUGCUCCAUUAAAUUAAUUACGCUCUAAAACGAAGAUUGAAAAGUGAAAAGCAACCAACCACAAACGAUUUCGCGAUCUGAAUGCGCCAACGCUAAUCGUCCCCCAAACACAUACUCGAACGAAUCAAAGUCAAGCGAAAUCGAAGUCAAGCAGCAGCAGCAGCAGCAUCGACUUAUACCAUUUAACCACUAAAAUACAAUGAUACAAUUUCUUCAACAAAAAAAAAGCAACCCAUAUUCGUCAGCUACAAGUAGUGAACAACUGACCAGUAGACGAUCUGAUCGCUAGCGCAAAGAUAGACGUGUCGUGUGUGGCCGAGGAAGAAGCAAGGAGCGUAGUAUGUAAGCUAAAUAAAUGAAAACAGAAAAAAUUAUCCCCCAAAUCCCCACGUAAAACAAUGGUAGUGCCAACGAGUGGUUUACAGAGCGCAUACGCAUAAGGAUUCUCCCCACGGAGACGGUUGUGUGCUGCGCUUGCCAAAAAUGUUUCGUUCGAUUCCUUUCUUGCUAUCGUUGCAUUAUCGCUCACCCGACUAUAUGAACAAUUGCUCAUGGUUUGAGGAGGACGGAAUUGAACCUUUACCUAUUUAUCGAAAACGAAUCAAUCAAACGAACCAUCGGGAUUUCAACAAAUAGUUUAGGAUAAAUUUAAUCCCCCUUAAUAAAGCGCGUGCUCCUCCGUGCAGCUCGCCUACUGAGCGGACGCGUGCUGGUAUACAGAGAAAGAGGAAAAGCAGCCACAAAUCGAUUUUAGAGCAAACGGUCAAAUAAACACGACAACUGGUAAAAGGGAGGAGAAAACCCACAAAAAUCAUAUGCAUAUAUUUAAAGAAAAUGUGUGUUCAAACAAACAUAAUGUAUUAACUUUAAAAAAAAGGAUGGAAGGUAACAGAAUUGAUUGGUUCGUAACGUAACGUAAAGUUGUAAAGCAAAAUCAAACAUCUGGCUCGCGGCAAACCAUCACCACGAUCGCGUACAAGAAUGGGCCCAACAUUAGCCAAACCCGAAUGCGAUAGAUCUGACGUGGAGACGUGCAAGGAAAACAGAAAAAAAACCCACCAAGUGUUUGCGAACCAUCUCUCUUCUUGUUACAUAGUGUGCUGCUCAUGGUUCGGACGGGAAGCGAACACGUGUAGCGACAUUACAUUUCAAGAAGGAACAAACAAAUCGAAAGCAAAUAUAUAUUAGCGACAAAACGCAACUAGUGAGCGAUGUAAUCCAAACUUUAAAUCGUAUUUAUGUAGUUUAAACGAAACAACAGCAGCAACAAACAAAAAAUGCCCCCUUCUAACGUACAUUUUGUCAUAGCUCAUUCAGCUCGCUCGUUCAGCGAGGCGGUUUUGGGUAUUGUUGUACUUUUGCGACAUCGAACUUGUUAUGUUAUCGUUUCAUCGUUAUGUUUGGACCGUUACGUUCCCAUCCCUGAGCCAUACGCGACGUUGCAAGGACGCUGGCGCCAACGCCAGUGCAGAUGGCAGACCAAACCACACUUUUAAUACUAUUUCUACUACUACUACAACUACCACUUCUAUUACUACACUUACAAUUAGUCGGAGGAACAGGAGGAAUGUAGCAGCAGCAGCAGCAAAAACCAACAGCAAUCAAAUGAUAAGCAACACUUUACAACAGCAAAGCGAAAAAUUACCAUCCGAUUGAAACAGUACAAUUAGACGACGGGCCAGCGUAUAUAACUAGAGGGCACUCGUAAGCAUAUUUUGUGUAUUCCAUUCUCUCCGUACCUAAGUUGUGCAGUACCUUUACAUUUAGGGAUGCGUAACAAGCGUUCGUUCCCCGUGGGGCGUGCUCAAAAUUUGUGUGAACCAUGUUUCGAACCCCGUUUAACCGUUGUUUAGCUUAAUUACCCGCAAUAAGAAGGAAGCGUACGGUGCGAACCGAUGUACCGGUAAAUAGGGAACGCAAGCGAUAAAAAAAAAAAACAAAACCCGGCAUAUUAAUCUAACGCGAACAUUUUUUAUACACACUCACACACAAGUAUGAUGGGAAACCAAACCAUUUUUGCUAUCGUCUCAUUUCCUAGCCAAAUGUUACAAAAUAACCAGCUGAGGAAAAUCAUUUCAUACCACAUAAACACAAGUAUAUGUAAAAUAAAAGAUCUGUAGGAAAAAACAUCGUCGUGCA
Molecule: messenger RNA, 4082 nt
Organism: Anopheles stephensi (Asian malaria mosquito)
Lineage: Eukaryota; Metazoa; Arthropoda; Insecta; Diptera; Culicidae
Gene: nemy
Product: cytochrome b reductase 1
Exons: 6
Coding region: 548-1408 (286 amino acids)
Molecular function (GO): oxidoreductase activity
Source: RefSeq, a predicted model, not a curated record